This is a messenger RNA of Zootermopsis nevadensis, 1336 nucleotides long. Its product is annotated as protein takeout. NCBI's taxonomy places the organism in Eukaryota, Metazoa, Arthropoda, Insecta, Blattodea, Termopsidae. The record is from RefSeq and is a predicted model, not a curated record. Gene Ontology annotation, biological process: multicellular organismal reproductive process.
UACGAAACAGUUCGCAACGAGGUUUGUCCUUCGUCCAGCAGCGUCUUAGUUGAUUUAACGACGCUCACACAUCUGCAUGAACUAAUUGCAUCUGAAACAAUCGAGUGGCCUCUGAAAUCUAAGAAAUCUGAAGAGGAGAGGUUUUUCUCUGGCGGAUUGCUCUGUGUGUUCCAUGAGUCCCUUUUCCUCUCAGUCUACUCGGCCGCAGGUCCGCGUUAAAGAAGAAAGCGAUCUCCACACAGCAGCCAGCAUCACAUUUAAUCGACAAAGGAAUGCACAGGCGCGAUUUAUAUUCCGGCAGAGUACCGAAACGUCUCCGCCUCACGAACAGGCAGUAACAAACACAAAUGCCCAAACCGACACGCCUCGCUCUUUGCCCCCUCCCCCGGCUCCCCGAAUCAAUAAUCACUUUCUCCAGUCAUGCAGGCGCUUUCUUCCGAAACAUUUCAUUUCUCCGAGUCCAUCAGCGCAGGCAAGACUUCAAGAUGGCCCGCGCACUCACCAUAGCAACAGCCACCGCCAUCCAAUAUUGGCUAUUGUUCGGCGCAGUGCUGCCGUCUGUCGGAACGACAAAUGCCGAUCAACGAGCGAUCAAACUGCUGGACCAGGCGCCUGAUUGGCUGAGACCGUGCAGACUCAAGGACCCGGAGCUGAACUCUUGCGUCAAGGACACUUUCCAGAACAUGUUCCCUGCCCUGGCUAAAGGGAUCCCGGAAAUCCACGUGGAUCGCUUCGAGCCGCUGUACCUGUCCCGUCUGAGCCUGUCCAAGGGCCAUGGACCAGUCACCAUAACCGGAAGUUUCUACGACAUUCUAGCGCACGGGCCGAGCAAAGCGAAAGCUACAUCCGCGGUACUGGACAUGGACAGGCGGGUGUUCGAACUGGGGGUCUUCCUGCCCGAAAUCCGCAUCGAGUCAGACUACAACCUGCAGGGAAAGGUACUCAUCCUCCCGUUGAUAGGCAACGGGCCGGCUAAAGUCAACCUCGACAAUGUGACGACGAGCGUCUCGACGCGGUUCGAACUGAGGCGCCUGCAGGGACGCCAAGUCCUACACAUCGCUGACAUGACAGUGGACUUCGACAUCCAGGGCAUGACGGUCAACUUGGAGAACCUCUUCAACGGGAAUAAGGUGCUGGGUCGCACGUUGAACGCGUUCGUAAAUAAGAACGCGCUGGAGAUCGUGAAGGAGUUGAAGGAUCCUCUGGGGGAAAGUUUCAGCGUCGUUUUCAAGGAUAUCAUGAACAACGCGCUGAGCCACAUGCCAAUCGACCUCUGGCUCCUCGACCAGUGAGCUUUCGUGACGCGCGCUGAACGUCUUCUGAAACGAGUCUUGCU